Zychaea mexicana is the source of this 2796-nucleotide messenger RNA. RefSeq lists its product as uncharacterized. Gene Ontology annotation, biological process: activation of GTPase activity; nucleocytoplasmic transport. Gene Ontology annotation, cellular component: perinuclear region of cytoplasm; nucleus; cytosol. The record is from RefSeq and is a predicted model, not a curated record. Bases 1 to 2796 code for a protein of 931 amino acids. Gene Ontology annotation, molecular function: small GTPase binding; GTPase activator activity; ubiquitin binding. The transcript has 10 exons. Lineage: Eukaryota; Fungi; Mucoromycota; Mucoromycetes; Mucorales; Lichtheimiaceae.
AUGGCCUCCUUUGCGUCCGUCAACCACCCACCUUUCGCAUAUGACCCCAGCUGCAAGCCGACCAAAAGCAUCUUGAAGCAGAAAUCUCGAUUGUCCCGUUCCUCCUCCUCAUGGCUUUCCACCAUCAACUCGAGACUUUCCACUGCUUCCAUGAAUUUUGGUGCUGUCACAGCCGACUCUCCUAAUAACAGCAGUAGUAGUAGCAAUAAUAAUAAUAAUAGUAUACCACCAUCCCUCGUUACCAAUAGCAACAACAGUAAUAACGAUAAUAACGAUCCACAGCAACAAGUCCAAGCUCAGGAACCAGCACCGGCACGAUCAUUAUUCAACUUUAAAAAAUUCAUGAAUGCCAACAACAAUAAUAGCGACAACAACAGCAUUUCCUCUUUCAACUCGUUACAAGACUCACAUUCACUCGACACAGAUGAACUUGCUCCCGACGAACUCAAACGAGUUCGGUUUUCGGUCAAGCAGUUAACGACAGAAUACUAUCCUUAUCGUGCGCCAACGCCACCGCCACCUGCUGCUGCUGCUACUGCCAAAGAAAGUGAGGACGGUGACGACAAACAGGAAGAAGUAAAAGGCGACGAUGAUGAUGACGAUGAUGAACCAAGCACAGCAGGGUCAGUCGAUGCUCCUGAACUUACUGAAAAUGCGGCAGCACUACUAUUGUCCGACAGUUCUAAACCAAAGGACGACGACGACGACGGCAGUGGCGGCGAUGGUGAUGCCAAACUCCAAAAGGCCGCCUUGUGUGACAAUAAGAAAAAGACACCAACCGAACUGUAUGAAAUUGCGUGCAGAAAUAAGGAGGAAAUGCCUUUGCCAGCCUUUAUUAUAAAUUUGAGUCGGUCCGCUUUUUUGACGAAAAUCGAUCUUUCAAACCAGGCUAUGAACCGUCGGGUGGUAGAACCAAUUGCGGAUGUAUUGGGAUCGGGUUUUGACUUGCAAGAGCUUAUCUUGAAAAAUUGUGGAUUGGAGGAUGAUGCUCUCAAAGUGCUACUUUACACACUAUUGUUGAAUGAUACGCUGCGACAUCUCAACUUGGCAGACAACAAGAAACUCAAAACAACCGGUUUCAAAUAUAUCGCCAUCUAUGUCAAAGGUUCCCACCACCUUGAACAUCUUGAUUUAUCAAGGACCAAUCCUGACAAAAAAGCAAUCCAGUAUCUUGCACAGGCGCUCACUGCUUCCCCAACCGCAGAAACUUCAUCUUCACCUUCAUUAAAGCGACUCUUGUUGGAUGGCUGUUUAUUGAAACCACAAUCCCUUGAAGUGCUUGCAUCAGGUGUACGCAAAUCACCGAAUUUACGACAUAUAUCCUUGCAAAGCAACAGAAUCAACAAUCAAGGCGCAAUCUGGUUAGGUGUCAUGUUGCGUGACUAUGAUAGUCCGGAAAACAUCAAGGGAUUGGAGUACAUGAACUUGAAUAACAAUGAUAUCCGUCAAGGUGUUCAGUAUAUUGCACAAGCGUUGCGUCGAAAUCGGAGCUUAACAGAACUGCAUUUACAUGAUUGCAAAUUGGAUCCCAAGGCCUGUGCUUUUAUUGGCGAAGCAUUGAAAUAUAAUCAAGCAUUGGCCAAGUUGGAUAUUAGUGCAAAUAGUUUGGUUCAACCUAGUGCCGAAGGAAUUCUCGCUAUCAAACAAGCGCUUUAUGUAAAUUGGAAGCUGAAGGAACUGAACAUGUCUGGAUCUGGUUUGGGAUCAGAAGCUGCCAUUUAUCUCGCCGAGUGCCUUCCUGAAAAUCGAUCAUUGCUUCGCUUGGAUCUUUCAAAGAACUUGGGCAUUGAUCUUGCCGGUAUGUUGGCCUUGUCAGCCUCUGUGCGGAUCAAUGAUACACUGACAUUUUUGGAUGUCAAUAUUCCACCAAAUGAUCGCGAAAUGGCAAGGACUCAAGGUGAUAUUGUUGCAAGAUGUACCAAGAAUGCCCAGAAUGUGUCAUCAUCAAAUGAACAACAACAGCGAGGACAGGAACAGGAUCAACGAAAGGAAGUUCAACGUACGGGAUCCCAAAGCUCUUUGGAUCCAAAUGCUAUGGUUACAACCGCCCAGUCCACAGCACGAUUGACGUUGCAAGAACGGUUGGCAGCUGUUACCCGUGGCAAAUCGAGCCCAGCUGUCAAUAGCAACAACACUAUUAAGCCAACGCUAGCAGAAAAUGCCAAGGCCACUACUCCUCCUCCCCAACAACAACAACAACAACAACAGCAAAAGAAGAAAUCAAUUGUUGUAGAUGCAGAAAUGGUGACUACGGCUACCACCCAAGUCAGUUUGUUUGAGGAUAUGCUCAAAGCAGAAGCGAGUCAACGAGAUGAAGUGAUGGAUGCUGUGCAGCCACCGGGAGAUGUAAUCCGGCAAGUGUAUGGACAAUGUCGAAAAUCGCAAACUGUGAUCAGCGCACACAUUCCUAAAGUGACAGACGAUGAUGAACUGGCUCAACUUUUGGUAUUGAAUGAUCGUUUGACUACAGCUAUCAAUCGAUAUCAACAACUUUUCUCGGCAGAAACAACCACAGCUACUACUACUCCAAACCCAGCAGGAGAAGAAGAACUGCAGCAUCAACAGCAGGAGCAGCACCAGGAGCAGCACCAGCAGCAGCCGGAAUCUGCUAUGGAAACAACCAAGAAUGAAUCCAAAUUAGAGGAGGGCAGUAGCGUGACCACAUCAUCUAGCUUUCUCUUAGAAGGCACUGAGCCACCAUUGUCAACUUCAUUCGAAAUUGGGGACGUGGAUGAAGACGAUGAUGAUGAUAUGGUUCCAAUGCGACAUCCGUCACCUGGAAUCGAAAGUCAAUAA